Messenger RNA from Stegastes partitus (bicolor damselfish), 3718 nucleotides. RefSeq names its product LIM and cysteine-rich domains 1 (gene lmcd1). NCBI's taxonomy places the organism in Eukaryota, Metazoa, Chordata, Actinopteri, Pomacentridae. The record is from RefSeq and is a predicted model, not a curated record. Gene Ontology annotation, molecular function: zinc ion binding. The transcript has 7 exons. Bases 398 to 1468 code for a protein of 356 amino acids.
GAGGUCCAGAGAGGAGCUGAACCGACGGUCUGCGGCGGCAAGAGCCUGAACACAGCAGAGAGAAUCCACAGAGAGGGAAGGAGGGAGGAAAAAACAAAGCCUUCCAGAGACGUGUUGGAGCAAAACCAGGAGGUGAAGAAACCUGUUGGAGGGAGGAGGAGGAGGAGGAGGAGGACCGCAGGGGGGGGAAGAAGAAGAAGGAAAAAGGAGCUGACAAAGAAGCCAGAAGAGGAGACGAAGCCGGAGGAGGAGGCGAGUGGAUGAACGUCUAGACGGGGAAGCUGCAGCCAGAGUGGGCGGGCGGGCGGCGGAGAGGAAGUGUGGUCGGCAGGACAGGAAUUUAAAGCCUCAUUGUUCUGGGAGCCGAGAGAGAAGACAGAGGAGCCGAGGAGCCGACAUGGACUCAGCCCUGGAGAAGAUGUCCAUAAAGCAGAAGAGCGCCGCCACCGCCGCCGUGUGCCUCGUCUGUCAGGAGAGCUGCUCUGGGUUUCAGCCACAUUCUUGGAGGAAAGCGUGCACAGCUUGCGGCCGCAGCACCGUCGAACACGCCCCCGGUGGCGACCCGGAGGACGACCAGCGGAUGGGACGCCUGCUGGCCGACUCGCCUUGCUCCCAUCUGACAGCCAAGGUCAAAGGAGGCGGCGGCCUUCGCAUGUACAAGAGGAACCGGAUGAUCGUGACGAAUCCGGUGGUGUCACGCAAAGACCCGACCUUCAACACCACGACGUACGACUGGGCGCCGGCCGGCCUCAACCAGAAACUGGCGAUGCAGUACAUGGAGCUCCUCCCAGAGAGUCGACGGCCGGUCUCGGGCACCGACGGAGCUGUGGAGCGUCGCAGGCAGCUCCUCAGCCAGCUUCCUGCCUACGAUCAGGACCCCAUGAAGUGUCUGAGCCUGGCCAGUGAGGACGAGAUUUCCUCCAUGCUGCUGUUUGUGAAGCAGUACAAGCAGGAGGCGCUGGGAGUCGGGGAGGUGGCCUUACCCGGCGAGGGUGGAGCUCUGAGGGAGGCGGCCGUUCAGAGGACGGCCAAGGAGGCCAAGAAGGAUCAGCAUCAGGACCACAGCUCGACCAACAGCAGCGCCGCCUCGGCUGCUGGUUCCACCAAUGGAACGGAUGACGACAGCAAGACUGAAUACCGGUGCACCGGUUGCCACGGUGAGGUUGCUAAGGAGAGUCCCGCUGUGUAUGCCGAGCGCGCCGGUUACCAUGACGCCCUGUGGCAUCCCACGUGCUUCGUGUGCUCCGAGUGCGGCCAGGGAUUGGCCGACCUGGUCUACUUCUGGUCCAAUCAAAAGCUGCUCUGCGGGCGUCACUACUGUCAGACGGUUUGGCCGCGAUGCUCCGGCUGCGACGAGCUGAUCUUCUGCCGGUCUUAUCUGACGGCGAAAGACGGACGGACGUUUCAUUCUCAACAUUACUGCUGCUGGAAGUGCGGACAAACCCUGGACGCGCCCUGCAAACACUGACGCACGACGUGGUGUCGAGUUAUCAGAUGUUUUAGCACUGCUCAAAAGAAAAGACAAAAAAAAAAACAGAACCAGAGGGAGGCGAAUCACAUCGACAUCAACGGUGGUAAAACAAAACCCAAACCAACACGUCAAACUGCAUGUUUAGGUGACAUAUUAGCGCUUUGAAUGCUAAAUGUGCAGCUGAUUUAUUAGUGUUUAAAAUGCUCAGAACGUUUAACUGACAGCGAAACACUCAGAGACUCGUCCGGCCGAGCCGAACCGGCGUCCGAGGCUCUUAAGAAGCUGUUCAGUUCGACACAACAGUGUUUAAAGUGCUUAGAGGAACGUCUGGCUGAUUUACUGCCACUUAACGCGGUGACAGUGACGGGAGCCAGAUGUUUCCAGCUUGGUGUGGAGGCCUGGGCCCGACAUGUGAGGAAGCAAACGGUCAAAUAAAAGGAGAAAUAUUACGGCUCACGUAAAUAAAUAAAUGAACAAACAAGUUUAAGAGCUUUCAACUGCAUCGCCAAGUUCAGGCUUCCAUUUUUAGAUCACUGUGGUGUUUGUUUUGCAGAUAUCACGAGUCUUCAAAUAAGAAAAAAAGUUAAAUAUUUCAAAUUCUACAUCAUAUAUGUACAGGACAGCCACGAGGACUGAGCAAACUCAAUGUGUUGAGGGAAAAAAUGUACUUUAAAGCUCAAUAAUUUGAUUAUUUUUAUUCGUCUGGACAGUUUUGUGCCGCUUAUCAUCAUCUGGAAGUCAUAUAUUUGAAUGUAUUUUGAAUUCUUUUCAGGCUUCAUGUGUAAAUUUAAAUUCUCAUCGUUUAAAACGGUGAAACUGCAGCUGUCCUGAAAAUAUUUGGUGUUUAAAAAGAGGUCAAAAACUAGAGCAGGGUCUACAAAAAUCGUUUUAAUCCCAAAAUUCUGCUUCAUAAUUUGGAUUUUGAAGAGAAACACUGAAAAAAAUCUCCUUCCUAUUACCUAAUUUUUGCCUGUAACUGGAGGCUCAUUGGAACAAUUAAAUUAAUGUGUCACACAACAAUAUUUACAUUUUUUUAAAAAUAAAAAAAUCAACAUUUUUCUACAUGUAAAGCAGAUUUUUUAUAUCAUUAAUGUGCCUUAUUCUUCUAUUUGUUAAAAUUAAAUUGAAGAAAAAAAAGCACAAUUGUCAUCGGUGCAGAUUGAAGCUAAAAGAAUAAUAGUCCUGCUGACUAAAACAACACUAAUUACGUGUCUGACUGUGAUGUUUUUGUAAUUAUUUGUAUGAAAACUCAAUCUUAACACCAAAAUGUUGAAAGAAUAUCCAUCCUAAAUACGUCAGGGCUGCGUUUGAUUUGCUGACAUUUAUUUUAGGCAUAAAUAAUUGUAUUGGUUGACUUAAACCUCAGAAAACUGGACAGACUAAAGGCUGAUAAAGACUAAUUAGCAAUUAAUAGCUGGAACUUUUAAUCAAUUGCCUUUUAACACUAAAAGGAGGGUUUGUUGUACUAAAUGAACAAAUAAAUUAGAUUUUGCUAACAGCAUGACAUUGCCUUCUUUUUAUUCUCCUUUCUGCUCCGUUUAAUAUUAUUUUAGGUAUUUAACCUCUUCUAUGAACAUGGAUCUCUGCUGCUGCUGCUAGCUGCUGCAAAUGUUUUGUUGUUUUUUUCCGCAAACACUUAACAAACCGUCUUUUAAACAUUUUACUUGUCAGCUAAAAGUGCAGUUACUUAGUUUGUGCUCAGAACAAGUUAGCCAGAAGUUAAAUGUGCGCUAGUCAGAAGCUAACUAGCCGCACUUUUGCUCACUAAUACGAUCCGUAUAAUCAGCUAGCUUAACGUCAGCUAACCUCUGCUUGUGUUUUUGUUUUAUUUUUAAAGCCUGAAACUACUUUUUGAACUGAUUGCUGCUAAAAAGAGAAACAAAAAGCUUUUAGUGUUGCUCAACGUUAGACAAAUACAAGAACAACGAGCUGACGAUUGGUUGCAGUUUGCGUGGAUUCUGUUUAGCCUAGCUUAGCACAAAAAAACUGGAAGUGGAGCGGAAACUGUCUGCGCCUUCAUUUGUGAAAUAGUGCACCUGUGAAUCGUGCGUGACGCAACGAGAUGUAAAUCUUUGUCUGGUUACGGUGACGAACAAGGAUUUUUUAAAAAUCUGCUCUGUCAAAAAAGAGAAAAAAGACAUUUUUGGGUAAAAUAUGCAGAAAAAAGUUUCUAGUAAAAUGUUGUAUUGUCAAAAUUGUCCUUAUUCACAUGGAGGAGUUUCCAGUUUAAUAAAAUGAUUGAAUGAA